Molecule: messenger RNA, 2193 nt
Organism: Aspergillus affinis
Lineage: Eukaryota; Fungi; Ascomycota; Eurotiomycetes; Eurotiales; Aspergillaceae
Product: Histone acetyltransferase GCN5
Exons: 6
Coding region: 1-2193 (730 amino acids)
Biological process (GO): chromatin remodeling; positive regulation of transcription by RNA polymerase II
Cellular component (GO): histone acetyltransferase complex
Molecular function (GO): histone H3 acetyltransferase activity
Source: RefSeq, a predicted model, not a curated record
AUGGCAUCAUUAUCAAUUGCUCUAGCGAGUUUCACCAAUAUGUUCAGCAUCGGGACAGUCUACGCACUGAGCACCCUACAAGUCCACCUCACCCGUCUUACCGGAAAGCCCGUAACAUGGAGCUUCGCUCCCUUUGGCAUGGCUUGCAUCGGCCUCUCAAUCGGAGUCGCGACCUGUGCAUCUAUGAUCUCCCACCGCGGCACCCACGUUACCAGCGCCAGCGGCACUGCUGUUUGGGGAUUUGCCCUGAUCGGCGCAGGCACGUUUCUCAGCCAACUCAAGUUUGAACUCACGCUCUUGUGUUUCCUGCUCGGUGGUGUGGGUGUGGGAUGGACUUAUCUCGCCGUUGUGGUCCUGGUCAGCAACGGGUUCCCCAAUUUCGCUCUUGCUCGGAGUGCCAUCGGGCCUAUGGGCUUUUCGUCUGGCGCAGCGGCUUCUUUCAUUCUUUGGUCUGUCUGCGAGCUCAGCACGGCCGAUGUAGAAAGUGUAGGCCGGGCUCUUGCGCUCGCAGGUGCUACAUUUCUCGCUGUUGGGGCAGCUACUCAGCUCCUGCUGCCGGGACUGCUGGAUACCACGCCGAAACAGCAACCCAGUAGCCAUGCGAAUAAAGCAUCAUCAAGCCACCCUUCUUCCUCCUCUGAGCUAUUCCUCUCAAUCCUUCUCUUCUUCAAUGCCCUACCCGGAAUGACAGUCAUCGUUGCCUUGCUCCCUCUUACCUCCUACUACUACUCCAGCGGCGACACCGAGACAAAGAGUGACCAUGACCCCACGGCUCUCCUAGCAUCCAGCAUGCUAGCUCUUACAUCAGGUGGCGUGUUCGCACCCACGCUCAGCGCUUACCUCGGCGCAAGGAAUACAUUCAUAGUCUUACUUUGUCUACGAGGGGUUUUGCUGGUUCUGCUUUCGCAAUUUGAAGGCCCCAUGCUGGGCCUUUGUGCGCUCUGCGUGAUUCUGUUUGCCCAUGGAGCGGGAUUCAGUAUCCUCCCAGGCUUGGUGAAAGCUGCUCAAAGGGACGCUUCUCCUUCUCCUGGGUCAUUUUCGAGCAGCUAUGGUGGUGUUCUUGUGGCUUGGGGGGUUGCGGGAUUUGUGGGCUGCGGGUUGAACGCUGCUGUUGAGUUAGGAGUUUGGGGGUCUUGGGGAUCUCCUACAGAUCCAACCGUCACGUGGCUCACUAUCAUUCCAAUGCAAAUAAACCAAGCACAGUCGCAGCCAUUUCCAGCCGACAGCAACAUCGCGAAGCGUCCGGUCCUCGAAGAUCCGAGUCCCGCCUCUAUGCCAAGAGAACAAAGAGCUUUCAGGAUGAGCUGGCAGGAUCCGACUUUGAACUCUCCAGCUCUCAUUCGGAGGGUGCUUUUCCCCGAGAAGCUUCCGAAAAUGCCCAAAGACUACAUCGCACGUCUUGUCUACGAUCGCGUUCAUUUGUCCAUCGCCAUUGUCAAGAUGCCGCUGCAGGUUGUUGGUGGGAUUACAUAUCGUCAAUUCCCAGACCGCGAGUUUGCCGAAAUCGUCUUCUGUGCCGUAUCGGCUGAUCAGCAGGUGAAGGGAUAUGGAGCCCAUCUCAUGGCCCAUUUGAAAGACUACGUGAGAGCUACUUCUCCAGUGAUGUCGCGCUGGAUAGGGUACAUCAAGGACUACGAAGGGGGUACACUGAUGCAAUGCUCCAAGCUUCCCCGAGUCCGGUACCUCGAAGUUGGCCGCAUGCUUCUAAAGCAGAGGGAAUGCGUUCUUGCCAAAACGCGUACCAUCAGCAAGAACCGUAUUGUCCACCCACCACCUCAGCAAUGGUCUAGCGGUGUCAUCGCCCUCAUCGACCCUCUCUCCAUUCCGGCGAUUCGGGCAACCGGUUGGUCUCCAGAGAUGGACGAGCUAUCACGCGUACCACGCCAUGGACCUCAUUUUAACGAACUUCGGCGUUUCUUGAAUCAUAUUCAAAACCACAAGCAUGCAUGGUCCUUCGCCAGCCCGGUCGACAAGAAGAAGUCCCUGACUAUUGCAAGGUCUUUGAGCAUGUUUGCUCUCCUUGGGAUUCUAGCAGGGUGGGUGACGCCUAGGUGUGACCAGGCCACCCUUCCUGUUAGCCUUCUCCGGUCCGUUCAGCUUCCUCUAGAGCUUCUAGGCCUCUUUCAUUGUCUCUCUCUGCUCUGUGUUGGUCCUUCUGGUGUUGUUCUCCAGAAAGAGCCACGCCUGUAUUAG